AUAAUCGGUGCUUUCGCACACGCUUUCCCUCCUUGGGCCCACGCCCGGUCCGAAGAAAUUUGUGGGCGGCCUUGACUCCACCCAUUCCGUCCCCCAAAGGGUUCUAUUCGUGCUCGUCUUCUUUGGUUGCCAUUGGCGUCCAUGGUGGUGGUGCCCUAAUUUUACAGAUGAUGAAGACGAUGGCGACUAGGGAGGGGGGCAUCGCCACAAUUUCGACCGCAUCAAUUGCCAAGUCAUUGUUGUUAUUGUUUUUGUGGCUUGCGAUCUCUGUGACGAGCGCAACGAGCCAGCCUUCUGGAAUUGACGAAGGAGAUGAUGGCGGAGGAGCAGUAUUCACAGUGAGUUCCAAAUUCGCGGGGAUGGACCGGUCCCUGAGUGCCAUGAAAGCUCACGAUAGCCUCCGCCACCUUCAAAUGCUCGCAGGCGUCGACCUCCCCUUGGGCGGGACCGGCCGCCCCGAUGCUGUCGGGCUUUACUAUGCUAGGAUAGGGAUUGGGACACCUUCUAGGGACUACUAUGUGCAAGUAGAUACCGGGAGUGACAUAAUGUGGGUUAACUGCAUUCAGUGCACAAAAUGCCCAAAAAAAGGCUACCACGGUCUGGAACUUACGCUGUAUGAUCCAAAGGACUCACUCACUGGAGAAUUGGUUUCUUGCGAUCAACAGUUUUGUGUGGAGAUAAGUGGAGGUCCUGUAUCCGAUUGUAGUGCUAACGUGUCCUGUUUGUAUACUGAACUAUAUGGGGAUGGAAGCUUCAGUCUUGGGUACUUUGUGAAGGACAUUGUACAAUAUGAUCGAGUGUCUGGAGAUCUCCAAACUAAAUCUGCAAAUGGAAGUGUCAUCUUUGGGUGCGGUGCCAGACAGUCUGGGGAUCUAGAUUCAUCUGAUGAAGCACUUGAUGGAAUACUUGGUUUUGGAAAAUCAAAUUCUUCUAUGCUCUCACAACUAGCUUCGACUGGAAGAGUGAGAAAGAUGUUUGCACAUUGCUUGGAUGGUGUAAAUGGUGGUGGUAUUUUCGCAAUUGGACAUGUUGUUGAACCAAAAGUUAACACAACUCCUUUGGUGCAAAACACGCCGCAUUACAAUGUCAAUAUGACAGCAGUUGAAGUUGGUCGUGAGUUUCUAAAUCUUACAGGAGAUGUCUUUGAGAUUGGAAACAAGAAAGGGACAAUAAUUGAUAGUGGUACAACUUUGGCUUAUCUUCCUCAAGUGAUUUACGAGCCGCUAGUAAAAACGAUACUCUCUUGGCAGUCUGAUUUGAAUCUACGCACUCUUCAUGAUCAGUAUUUAUGCUUUCAGUACUCAGAAAGCGUUGAUGAUGGUUUUCCUCCAGUAACUUUUCAUUUUGAAAGUUCGCUUUCUUUGACGGUUUAUCCGCGCGAGUAUCUAUUUCCCUUUGAAGGCUUAUGGUGUUUUGGUUGGCAAAACAGCGGGAUGCAAUCCAGAGAUACCAUGAACAUAACCCUUUUGGGAGAUUUGGUACUCUCAAAUAAGUUGGUCUUAUAUGAUCUUGAGAAUCAAGUCAUUGGAUGGACGGAAUACAACUGCUCUUCAAGCAUUCAGUUAAAGGAUGAGGUCACUGGAUCGGUACAUUUAGUAGGUGCCCACUAUCUGUCUCCUGCUUGGAGGCUGAGCACCCAAUGGUCUAUAAUCUUCUUGUUGACAACUGCUCUGCUGCAUGAUUUAGUUUACUGAAGUUCCACCAGCAAUUAGAAAUCCAGAUGCCAGUAGUUAAGAGUAGAAACUAUCAGAAACUGAUACAACCUCAUAAAAAGAUAAGUUGGGUAAAUGACAAAUCAGAUUGCGCAAAAAGAAAAUUAUACUAAUGUUUUUGGGAACUUUGGGUUAAGUUUUUGCUCCCAUAGUUGAUUAUUAGAGACAAUACAGAUCUGUAUAUUGGAAUUGUGUAGUUUUCAGCUGAAUUUAGUGUAUAUGCUGUAUGUAUAUAUGUAUUGUAUGUAUGUAAUAAACUUUUUUUUUAACCUGAUUUAUAGCAUAAGCAAAAGGGUGGUUGUUUUGCU
This is a messenger RNA of Rhododendron vialii, 2020 nucleotides long. RefSeq names its product aspartic proteinase 39. The record is from RefSeq and is a predicted model, not a curated record. NCBI's taxonomy places the organism in Eukaryota, Viridiplantae, Streptophyta, Magnoliopsida, Ericales, Ericaceae. Gene Ontology annotation, molecular function: aspartic-type endopeptidase activity. The coding region runs from base 168 to 1694 and encodes 508 amino acids. Gene Ontology annotation, biological process: proteolysis. The transcript is spliced from 10 exons.